GCCCCGCGCCCCGCGAUCACGUGAUGUUUGGGUGCCGGCGGCACGGCGCGGGCGCGCGGCGGCAGAGAAGCCACUGAGACAACAAGCUUUUGGUCUGUUGUGCCUCUGCUGCCUUGUGCCAAACCAGUGGCUCCACAUCGCGAGGAAAUAGAAGCGUGGUGCAUGUGAUUUCUGGCAGUAUCUGGACUUGGCACAGCAGUGGUCUGUAAGAGUCAGCUGAGAGACUGUGCCUGGAAGCUGUCCCCAAAAUCAGCCGUACCCCAUCAUGGUUUAAAAUACAAUCCUGCAUCCACUGCUGUCUAGAAAAUGUCUUAUGGAUCCAUUGAUGGGAGUGGAUUUGGGAGGAACCCAUUUGGAGGCCCUUCGAGACAAGGCUAUCAACCUCUCGCCACCCAGAUUGAUCCCAGUGAACUACAGGAACUUUUUCAGGAGACUUCAGCCAAUGUCUUCCGAAUUAACUCCAGUGUGACCUCUCUGGAAAGAAGUCUUCGAUCUCUGGGGACCUCCAAUGAUAAUCAAGAACUUCAGGAUGGACUGCACGCAACCCAGCAAGAGACUAAUAAAACCAUCACGACUAGCACCAAAGCCAUCAAGCAGCUGUCUGAGGUUGUCAGAGGCUCAUCCAGGCAAGAACGACUUCAGCUGGAUAGGCUGAAGAACCAGCUGUCUGAUGCUAUCCAAAGAUACGGAGCUGUGCAGAAGAAAAUAGCAGAGAAAUCCAAAGCUUUGCUUCCUACUGGGCAGAGAAGUAGCAAACAAAGCCCUAGGACUCCCUUCUCUGACCUAGCUGAUGAUGAGAAGAUCUUUAAUGGAGGAGAUGACACGUGGCAAAACCAAAGUCAGGAUCGAGCCUUGCUCUCGGAAAUCACAGAGGAGGAUCUGGAGGCCAUCCGUCAGCGGGAGGAGGCCAUUCAGCAGAUUGAGAGUGACAUGCUGGAUGUGAACCAGAUCAUUAAAGACCUGGCCUCCAUGGUGCAUGAGCAAGGAGACACAAUAGACAGUAUUGAAGCCAACAUUGAGACUGCAUCUUCUAAUGUAGAAUCAGCCAAUGAGCAGUUGGCAAAAGCAAGUCAGCACCAACUACGAGCCAGGAAGAUGAAGUGCUGCCUCCUCUCUGCUGCUGUGGCCGUUCUGCUGUUCAUCGUCAUAAUCAUUGCAGUCUCAGUCAAACAUUGAUCUGAUGACUGUUUCCACAGAGUCUGUGAUCACCCUGUGAAGUGGAAUGGAUUCUCAAGGCAUUUCACAUUCAUUCCCUAUGUCAGUGUCUGCUUUGCUGAUCACGGUGUGUUGAAACUGCUAUAACCAACAAACGCUAAUUGUAUGGAAGAAAAGCUAAGUUUAAUGCCAUGUAUCAGUAUAAUUGUGAGUAAGUUUUCCUGCUAUUUUUUUUUUUUUUUUUUUUAACCCUUAGUUGAAAACAAGUUUUACCCAGCAUUUUGGAUUUUAAUUGUGCCACCUUUGUAUCUGGGGAAUGUUAUUUUUUUGCCUCCAGAUCUGGUGUUCUGUGCGUUGUAACAUACAUAGCUGAGAAUUUAUUUUUAUUGUUUGUGUUUUUAACAUUCUCCUGACUUCUAGCUCUGCUCAUUAGAAACUAUGAAAGUCAAUGUGCUUUGUUUGACUCUUCUGUGAUUAUUUUUGUAUAUUUUAAAUAGAAUCCAGCUCAGAUUCUCAUUUCUGUGCACUGCUGCUUUAUAAUUUGCUCUGGCAAAUAUGAGCUAAAUUAUUUCAAAAUUACAUGAGUAAAUUACAAACAAUCAGCAAGAUACUUAUUGGAUUCUAUGACUGUAUACUUAUUUGAUACCACUGUAAGCAUAGAACAUAUUUAUUUAUUUAUAAGAAACACUAGUGAAAGAGCAAGACAAACAUUAAGACAUACUGUGAUCUCUUCUUUGAAAAUGAUCUGUAAUGUGUUAAAAAAGUCAAGCAAUGCAUUUCAUGAAAAAUAUAAAAUUCUGUAUUUGAUUUGAUCUCAUAGGUUUCAACACAUUCACCAUUUGGGAUUUUGUUCCAUUUUCAUGCACAAUAUAUUCUGCUGAAAACAUGAUUGAA
This is a messenger RNA of Lagopus leucura (white-tailed ptarmigan), 2049 nucleotides long. RefSeq names its product t-SNARE domain containing 1 (gene TSNARE1). The record is from RefSeq and is a predicted model, not a curated record. Gene Ontology annotation, biological process: intracellular protein transport; vesicle fusion; vesicle-mediated transport. NCBI's taxonomy places the organism in Eukaryota, Metazoa, Chordata, Aves, Galliformes, Phasianidae. Bases 307 to 1176 code for a protein of 289 amino acids. Gene Ontology annotation, molecular function: SNAP receptor activity; SNARE binding. Gene Ontology annotation, cellular component: endomembrane system; SNARE complex; membrane. The transcript has 14 exons.